AAUUCAACUCAAGGAAUCGUUGAUUUAGCAGCAACAACAUCAAGAACAGAUGACUACCAUGGAAUUAGCAAUGGAGGAGAUCAUGUCAAUAAGGCAAGAAGGUUGUUGAAUCUUGAUUGUUUAAAAAGGAAGGUAUAUGUGUGGCUCAGUUGGAAACAUAAAGAGUCAGUAGUGAAGCACUUGUGGCACAAAUGGAAAUCUAGAUCCUGGUUUUUCAUUAGGAUAAUGGGUAUAUAUUGGUUAAAAAGGAAGGCAAAGGGUUAUACAUGGCACAAAUGGAAAAUUAAACCAAGAUGGCUCAAAAUUAGUUCGACGGGUGCUUGCAUCUAUGUGGGUUUGGAUAAUAAAGAUUGCAUAUGGUUGACUAAAAAGAAUGGGAAACAAUCUAUGACGUUUGAAAUUCGAGCACAGUAUGAUGCAUUGGGGUUGAAAGUUAGAAAACUAACAUCAAAUAGCACAUGGGUUGGAAAUAGGAAUGAUAGUCUAACCAGAUCUGCUGAUGAAGACCAACAACUAUUGAGUCAGCAUUUGCACACAAAGAAACAUGAACUAGUUGUUGUAGUUCAUGAGAAUGAAUUUGAUCAAAUCAUACACAAAGUUACAAAAGAUAGCAUGGGUUCUAUAAAUGAUUUUUGUAUAAUAUGUUUAGACUCUACGUAUCCCAUUUCAUGCUACUUGGCUGUACUUUUUGGAAAUGGUGCUACUAACUGGCUGGGAAUUUUGGCAUUCAAGCACAAAACUGAAAUUGUGAAGAGAUGGCUAGUUAAAUGAAAAUGGAAGAGCAAUAUCAUAUGUGACAAGACUGUAGGAAGUAAAAUACCAAAGAAAGUUGAAAUUGAGAUAUGUGAAGGCGAAUUAAAAGUCAAUGUUUCAACAACAGGGAAUGCAAAAAAA
Messenger RNA from Helianthus annuus (common sunflower), 894 nucleotides. RefSeq lists its product as uncharacterized. The transcript has 2 exons. NCBI's taxonomy places the organism in Eukaryota, Viridiplantae, Streptophyta, Magnoliopsida, Asterales, Asteraceae. The record is from RefSeq and is a predicted model, not a curated record. The coding region runs from base 226 to 771 and encodes 181 amino acids.